Thalassophryne amazonica is the source of this 1357-nucleotide messenger RNA. It is a transcript of the gene ube2j2, whose product is annotated as ubiquitin-conjugating enzyme E2, J2 (UBC6 homolog, yeast). Lineage: Eukaryota; Metazoa; Chordata; Actinopteri; Batrachoidiformes; Batrachoididae. The transcript has 7 exons. The coding region runs from base 138 to 923 and encodes 261 amino acids. The record is from RefSeq and is a predicted model, not a curated record.
CCUUCGCGUCACUUUCCCCCAGCUGAUGCGUGGCUCGGCUAACUUGGUGUCAUUGGCUUAGGUUUGAGAACACAAACAUCAAUUUUAUUUCGGGUCGAGCUGCGGGUGUCUGUUUUCGUUGGGGGGCUUCUACAGAGAUGAACAACAACGGGAAUAAGAGAGCUCCAACCACAGCCACUCAGCGACUUAAGCAGGAUUACCUCAGGAUAAAGAAAGACCCUGUGCCUUAUAUCUGUGCAGAACCUCUCCCCUCCAACAUCCUAGAAUGGCACUAUGUUGUCAGAGGUCCUGAGAAAACUCCAUAUGAAGGAGGAUAUUAUCACGGAAAGCUCAUAUUCCCUCGAGAAUUUCCUUUUAAACCACCUAGUAUCUAUAUGAUAACACCAAAUGGGAGAUUUAAGUGUAAUACAAGGUUAUGUUUAUCCAUCACAGAUUUCCAUCCUGACACGUGGAACCCUGCGUGGUCUGUAUCCACUAUUCUCACUGGUCUGCUUAGUUUCAUGGUGGAGAAAGGGCCCACCCUUGGCAGCAUCGAGACCUCUGAUUACACAAAAAGGCAGUUGUCAGCCCAAAGCCUGGCCUUCAACCUUAAGGAUAAAGUGUUCUGUGAGCUGUUUCCUGAUGUAGUUGAUGAAAUGAAGCAAAAACAAAAAGCCCAGGAGGAGUUAAGUGCCCGUACUCAACCCCUCCCCUUACCCGAUGUGGUGCCUGAAGAUGACCCUCAACAUGCCCCCUACGGUCUCCCCGCCCUCAAUGGAGGCCCUGUCCCACUGGGGGCCGGCAACCCUGCUCCUGGCCUACAGCAGGCCAAUCGAAACCAUGGACUUCUAGGUGGUGCACUAGCUAACCUGUUUGUGAUUGUAGGCUUCGCAGCGUUUGCCUACACAGUCAAAUACGUGCUGAGGAGCAUAGCUCAGGAGUGAGUGCCAUUUUCAGGGUGAUGACCUCCCCCCAGGUGAGCCACAUUGAGGACUCCACUUUUUUAAAACGCACUGUGGGGAGGGAUGUUCAUUCCUGGGUGAAAUCCCUCUACAGCCACUACCACCUCGGACUUUGAAAGUCAGAAGCUCAAAGCCAACCCACACAGGAUGGACAGCAGGGGAGGUGGGUGGGUGUGGCAGUAGGGCCGGGGGAUUCAGAGAGACUCGACAAACCGGUUGUUAGCCACUCUGUCCUUCAGUUGUUUGCCACUUGCACAACAGCUUUGGCUCAUGGGUUGAGAAUGAGUUUACAACCCAUACAGGUCAUAGUUUGUUGCCCGCUAAUGGUGGCUUGUUAUAAAUUUGACAACCUUCAGUCUUUACAACAAAAAUGCCAUCAUUUCUUUCUGGCACCAUGCUGAGCAUCACCAAUAAAA